AGGCUCCCCGCUCAUAUAGUUGAAGUUGAAACCACCGAACCAUCUUCUUCUUCUUCUUCUGCAUGCAGUCAGGGACAUUACUGUAAAUGGCUUUCAGUCGUCGUCGCCGGAGAGAAGAGGGAGCUGUCGAGCCAGAGAUCGUGGCCGGUCCUUGUCUUGAGGGCCGUCACUUCUUCAAGAUCAUACUCUCCGACACCCUUGAAUCCGGAAAGCUUGGAAUUCCAAAAAGUUUCUUGAGAAGAUGUGGAAAGGAUCUCUCAAACUCAGUGCUUCUCCAGGUUCCGGCCGGUUCAACCUGGACUAUAGAACUAGAAAAGCGUAACAAUGACAUGGUUUCGUUGUGGAAAGGUUGGCGGGAAUUCAUGGAGUAUUACUCCGUUGGUCAUGGUCACCUCAUAGUUUUUGAAUAUAAAGGGAACUCCACUUUUUGCGUCAUAAUAUUCAAUAAGAGUGCUUCAGAGAUAGAUUAUUCGUUGAGCAGCAGCAGAACAUCAUACCUUGGGAGGAAAUUUACCUCACCAAAAACAGAAGAUGUCGUAGAAGCAGAGGAUCUCACAUCCCAUCGAAGAAUGAGGGUCGAACCACAUUUACCUUAUCCUCAGCUAAGUCCGAUCUACUCACCACGAGGGUCCAAAGUUUUUCAUGGUCCUACACCUCUCGCUACUCCUGAAUUAGCGAACGAGUUUGAUUCGGAGCAUCCUUUCUUCAAACUGGUGAUACCUGGAUAUCAGACUAGAAAAAUGGUAAGAUCUCGAUUUUUAUCCACCACUGGCAUAUCCAAGUUCAAUUACACCUGCUUUCUAAACCAUGCCUCAGUACUGUGUAUUCCCAAGUUGAUUUGGUUUGUUACAGAUACAUAUGACAUGUUAUUUCUUGGAGUGUUUGUGGGGCAUCUAUGAUGGAGCAAUGGGAACCAGGGAAAAAGAAGAUUAAAAUAUCAUGACUGUCCAUUCACUUGAAUAUUCUCCAUAAGCUGCUCUAAACACUAUCCAAGUGAAUGGAUGGACAGUUACUUGAAUGGAAAACUGUCUGUUAAUGGACAGUCAGUUGUUGUAGAUUUUUUUGGACUGCAGAUCAAGAUUGAUGACACUUUAGAUCGCAGGUUAAGAUUGUUGAAUUUCAUGAGCCUCUCUUAAGGCUGUGAACUAAAACUCCUGAAACUAGCA
This is a messenger RNA of Rhodamnia argentea, 1166 nucleotides long. RefSeq names its product B3 domain-containing protein At5g18090-like. Gene Ontology annotation, molecular function: DNA binding. The coding region runs from base 87 to 899 and encodes 270 amino acids. The transcript is spliced from 3 exons. NCBI's taxonomy places the organism in Eukaryota, Viridiplantae, Streptophyta, Magnoliopsida, Myrtales, Myrtaceae. The record is from RefSeq and is a predicted model, not a curated record.